This is a messenger RNA of Mandrillus leucophaeus (drill), 1728 nucleotides long. RefSeq names its product phosphoribosyl pyrophosphate synthetase 1 (gene PRPS1). The record is from RefSeq and is a predicted model, not a curated record. Gene Ontology annotation, cellular component: ribose phosphate diphosphokinase complex; cytoplasm. NCBI's taxonomy places the organism in Eukaryota, Metazoa, Chordata, Mammalia, Primates, Cercopithecidae. The transcript has 4 exons. Gene Ontology annotation, biological process: ribonucleoside monophosphate biosynthetic process; purine nucleotide biosynthetic process; 5-phosphoribose 1-diphosphate biosynthetic process. Gene Ontology annotation, molecular function: ATP binding; ribose phosphate diphosphokinase activity; magnesium ion binding. Bases 410 to 754 code for a protein of 114 amino acids.
AGCUAAUCGUUGCCAGCUGGGUGUGGACUUCGCUGCUGACCCCACCUCCGCCGCCCUGGGUAAUUUAGAGCCGCGCGCCGGGCGGGAAUGUAAGAUGGCGGAGUAGCAACGCAAAGCGCUUAGUAUUGAGUCUCUGGCCGACUGCGGUUCCCGUCUCUGCAGCAUCCGCGAUCGCUUAGCGGAGUGCUUAGGGUAGUUGGCCAGAAUGCCGAAUAUCAAAAUCUUCAGCGGCAGCUCCCACCAGGAUUUAUCUCAGAAAAUUGCUGACCGCCUGGGCCUGGAGCUAGGCAAGGUGGUGACGAAGAAAUUCAGCAACCAGGAGACCUGAGUGACCUCCAUUGCAGACAGGCUGAAUGUGGACUUUGCCUUGAUUCACAAAGAGCGGAAGAAGGCCAAUGAAGUGGACCGCAUGGUGCUUGUGGGAGAUGUGAAGGAUCGGGUGGCCAUCCUUGUGGAUGAUAUGGCUGACACUUGUGGCACAAUCUGCCAUGCAGCUGACAAACUUCUCUCAGCUGGAGCCACCAGAGUUUAUGCCAUCUUGACUCAUGGAAUCUUCUCCGGUCCGGCUAUUUCUCGCAUCAACAACGCAUGCUUUGAGGCAGUAGUAGUCACCAAUACCAUACCUCAGGAGGACAAGAUGAAGCAUUGCUCCAAAAUACAGGUGAUUGACAUCUCUAUGAUCCUUGCAGAAGCCAUCAGGAGAACUCACAAUGGAGAAUCCGUUUCUUACCUAUUCAGCCAUGUCCCUUUAUAAUAGAGUAACUUCUGAGGCUUUUUGAGAAUAAAAUCCACCCCACCCCUUCUUUCCCCUUGGUAUUUGAUGACAAAUUCAGCAGAAGACCCGACUUGUUCCAGUGUAGCUUUCUACAUCCCACAUCAGGUAUAUUAGAGUUUGUCCGAAUUGGAGAAAGACGGAUUGAGAUUAACUGCUGGGACUUCCUACCUGCAUUAUCUCAUUCUGGCUUCCUUGAUAAUUCUGUGAGCCUUGCAGCUUUAACUGUAGCUCAGCUGCUGCAAGAUUUCAGACUUUUGAGGAUGUUGUGUGAGGGUGACUGUAAUUGGAGAAGCUCAGACUACUUUGCAUGUAAAUGCUUCAGUGUUUUCUUUGUUGAGAACAACUAGCAACAAAAGCAACCCAUGUGUGACCAGUUCUCCCCAAGGUCUAUGCUAAAUUAUAGCAAGAGCCCUGGGCAACCCCAAACCUAGUUCUGGUAGCUGAGCACCCUGUAAGGCAGGAGCAGACAGCUCGGCUUGAGCAGACAUUGGGUGGGGGGUGGUUGAGGGGGGAGGCAGCACAGUGCAGCAAAUGUUUCUUGGGAGGAAGAAGCCUGAUCCAUCGCCAUCUGCUUGACUAUGUAGCUUGGAGUCUCCUUUGUACCUAUCCCUUUCGAUUUGGCUUUACCUUCAUCUAUCUUGAUCCUUUCCUGGCCAAAUAUCCUCUUGGGCCCAAAUGAACAUUGUACCAUAGUCUUCUGGAAAGCAAACAUGCUUCCUGCUAUGUAAUUGCUAACAUUUACAUUAGAUGAUGUGUUGUAGUUUGAUCUUCCUUAGCCUACUGCCACUGAGUCAGUAGGUUUUAGGUGGUAUCGUAGUGCCUUUUAAUUUAAGUAUUUAAUUUUCAUCUUCAUUUGGAUCUAUUUGGCCUCUCAAAUGAACUGAGAUUCCUGUUAAAGAUUGAUGUUAUUGUCUCUUGUAGAGGAAACUAAUAAAGUGUGUGUACCUGUGUGA